Bactrocera tryoni is the source of this 2427-nucleotide messenger RNA. RefSeq lists its product as uncharacterized. NCBI's taxonomy places the organism in Eukaryota, Metazoa, Arthropoda, Insecta, Diptera, Tephritidae. The coding region runs from base 1 to 2427 and encodes 808 amino acids. The transcript is spliced from 2 exons. The record is from RefSeq and is a predicted model, not a curated record.
AUGUUUCUGAAGGAUCUGAUACCGUACGCAAAAUUGGAUUCUUUCAAAGAGGAAUUGCUGAAGCAGCGUAAUUUUGUGAAUUUGGGACUUUUCACUUGGAUUGUCGGCAUGUUACUGAUGUGCAUUAUUUUUAUGUCCUUGAUGAUAGUGAAGGUCGCAUCCACCGCCGAAUAUUAUCAGAAUCAAACCGCAGCGCUGCGCACGCGCAACAUACAGAGCUACAAUCCAACGAGCGGCGACACAGUACUGCCCACUGUGGUGCAGAUCGAUGGUCAGGAGGUGCAGCUGCGCACCGAGUUGCCAGCAACACAUGCGCUGCAGCCGCGUACGCGACCGCUGAGAACACCGAAUCACAUCAAAGUGGACGGCUUGGAGGAGAUGCGCGCACAGGCGCACUUACAGCAACAGCAACAACUACAACAAUACCAACAGCAACAAAUCCAGCAUGAGCAAGAGGAAAAGUUGCAUGCUAGCAAAAGCACCGAAACGGCUUAUUUACUAGAGCGUGCCGAUGUUGGCGUUGGUGGUGAGGCUGCUGGUGGCGGCAGUUCGGUGUAUGAACAGCCGAUUUAUGGAACAUGGCGCACGAAAGCGAGACGAACACAACCGCUGCCGUUAGUGGGCGCCACAACCAGCGGUGGUGGCGAUGCAUUCGUCAUGGGUGGUGGUGAGGAGCGGCUCAACGGCUUUGACAGUGAUUAUCGUACAACCGCGAAUAUUGCAGCCGGACGUCAGCGGCAGUCCAUGCAUCUGUACGAACAAUUGCCACGACGUUCAUCAACAAUGACACCGGUGCGAAGCGAUCUGCGUGACCAGAUACCCCGCCCACCGCGACUCACCUCACGUCAACCAUCCAUGUUGCUUAGCAGGCGACAGUACAUUGAUAUACCGAUCAAUUCGACGUUUGCAAACGAGCAAAAGCCCAAGCCCUUCCACUUUCCCCAUGAAGGUCCGUUGCCGCAAGAGUUUAAGAAGGCUGAAGAAGAGCGUGGCGACGUAAGAAACAUACAAGAUAUACUGCAUCAAUUGCAGUUGGGUGGUGGACCGAGUAAAGUGCCACCAAUGGUGAUGAUGCCCACUGGCUUGCAUAUCGCGGGCUCAUUGAGAAAUCUCAAGUCCAGUGGCAUCGCCAAUUUUUUCCGCGGCAAACGGAAUAAGAAGCAAAUGCAGUUUAGCAUACCCAUGCCAAUACCGGUGAAUAUGCAAAUGAUGAAACCUUUUCCGCCACCAAUCAUGAACAUGAUGCCACAUGCGCCGUAUCAGCAGCGCAUUGCUAUGGAUCAGAUUUAUCCCUUCAAACCACGUUCGCCGAACGACAUCAAUCUGCUGGCCCUGCAACUUCAGAGCAAUCUUUCGAAAAAUAAAAAGAAGAACAAACAGAAACCCUUGAACUCAAACGCCAAUAUGUUGUUACAGCAAUUCAGCAAUCAGCGACCAUUCGCCACAGAUCCGUACAUGGCUGGCUAUCAGCCACUGUUAGAGAUUAGUGACGCGCAGCGUGCGAAAAUGACACGAGUACCACUCAAAGUCAACCUGGAUAUCUACCCGAUGUUACCGCCCUCAAGAGAUUUCAAACCCUCUGCCUUCACCUAUGAUGAAGUGAAAGUGUCUUCAUCCACUCGCAGGCCACAUGCGGUUCGCAAUCCGUUUCUCGACCACUACUCCAUUCCUGUAAUCCCGUCUACGGCUGCCUACGGCUUCAACCACGCAUAUGAACAACAGGCUUUUGCUCCCUUCCGAUUCCCUUCGUCUGCACAACCCCACCUACCACCUCACAUGCCGCAAUCGAACAACAUGCAAAUUAGUUUUCCUGACCAAGUUUCAAAGUCACAAUUCCAAACACCCUUCAUGCCGGUCGAUAUUUCACCACACAUGUCUAGCUCUGCUGGCCUGAGUGGCAGCGGUCCGUCGAAUGGCUUUAAAGGUAAUCAGAAUGAAAUAAUGGUUCAUCUCAAUCUUUUCCCCAAACAAAAACAAAAUGCACUACCAGCACCACUGGCGCCCACAUCCAAUAACCCAUUUUAUAAUCCAUCACAAAAUAUAAAUCGGAAUAUAAUUAUGGAGGAAGGAGAGUCUCUGUCACCGAUUGAGCCGCGCCAUCAGUCGCGUAACACAAAUUCAACAAAUUCACCGGAACAGCAAAUCUCGCGGAGUGACAGCUCUGAACCGGAGGCUCUAGUCGACUUUGAACAUCCGAUUGUGGCCGAGGAGGUCACCGAUCUGCCGCAUGCCGAGGCUUUGGUGAGCAACAAACUGGACGUGGCGGAGAAUGCUACACAUUACGAUCGCGUCGCAGCACACAGCAGCUUCCAACGUCGCAGCGAUUCGGCGAGUGUUGAACAGCUGGCGUCCGAAGCUCAAGCUGCCUCACUAUUCCGCUUCCCAGUGGAGGACUUGAUCAAGUUUCAAGUCGACGACGCGUUGUAA